Anopheles cruzii is the source of this 534-nucleotide messenger RNA. RefSeq lists its product as uncharacterized. The transcript is spliced from 2 exons. The record is from RefSeq and is a predicted model, not a curated record. The coding region runs from base 1 to 534 and encodes 177 amino acids. NCBI's taxonomy places the organism in Eukaryota, Metazoa, Arthropoda, Insecta, Diptera, Culicidae.
AUGAAGUCGGUUAUCGUGUUCCUGGCUGUUUUGGCCGUUGGUUUCGCUGCGGAAGCCCAGGACUCCAAGAAGGAGAAGCGCGGAUUGUGGGAAGAGUCGUACGAUAACUACGGUUACGACAACUACGGCUACAACAACUAUGGCCUGGGCUAUGGCGAUUACGCGACGAAGGAGGUGAAGCACAUCGUCACGAAGAAGGUCCCGGUUCCUUACCCAGUGGAGGUGGAGAAGCACGUUCCGGUCGAGGUGAAGGUGCCGUACCCGGUGAAGGUAGAGAAGCAUGUGCCUGUCGUCGUGGAGAAGAAGGUCCCGGUGUACAUCGAGAAGAAGGUCCCAGUCCAUGUCGAUCGUCCAUAUCCAGUUCCGGUCAAGGUUCCUGUUGAGGUCCCUGUCUACAAGAAAGAGUAUGUCGAAGUCCCGAAACCGUACGCAGUUCAUGUCGAGAAGCCUUACCCAGUUUACGUGAAACAGCCCGUGUACGUCGAGAAGCAUGUCCCAGUGAAGGAAUACCACAACAAGCACUACUGGGGCUAA